CAGUACUGAUGCGCAUUGCAUUGUGGGGAUACAAAUAAGAGGGCUGAAAGGCUAGCCGGUAUCUCAAAGGGUAGAAAAUAGCAAACGGGCUCUUAUAAUGACAACUUGGUAUGUAGUGAGGUCGGGUGAGCGUUGUCAGAGCUGGAAAUUAGCCGGAAUAACGCUGGGGAUGUAAGUUUUCCAGGAGAAGCGACAAGAGACGUCGCGAGCAGCUUUUUGUCAGCUCAACUGUUCGGAUGCUCAGGCCCGGAAGCCAGAAGUGGCCUCUGUACUAAAAGCUGUCUGACCACUCGCUACUAGUAUGUGAUGAUAGUUACAGUGAAAGGACCAGGUUGUAAACUGGACGCCGCCAUCACGAGUAAUUGAGAGGAUACAGUUUCUCUGCAUGUUCAGAAGCUGACUAACAUGGGAGUCAAAACCUUUACCCAUUGCUCGGCAUCCCACAGCCAAGAGAUGCUCGAGAAGCUCAACACUUUGCGUAACCAAGGUCACUUGUGUGAUGUUACCAUCAGGGUGCAAGACAAACAUUUCCUGGCCCACAAAGUUGUCCUGGCCUGCUGCAGCGAAUUUUUCCGUUCUAAACUUGUGGGUCGGCCCGAGGAAGAGGACAAGUUUGUUUUGGACCUUCACCAUGUGACAGUUAGUGGCUUUGCUCCUCUGCUGGAAUACGCUUACACAUCAACGCUCUCCAUCAGUACAGAAAAUAUCAUUGAUGUCCUUGCAGCUGCAAGUUACAUGCAGAUGUUUGCUGUAGCAAGUACAUGUUCAGAGUUCAUGAAGUCCAGUAUUCUAUGGAGUCCAAGUAACAACAGUAACAGCACACUUGCAGCAAGCAAGCCCCUUGAAUCAGCACCUGAGAGUGCCUCAUCAAACUGUGCCCUCAUGCCACUUGAUGGUAGCGUGUCACCUGUGUCAUCUGACUGUAGUGUAAUGGAGAGAAAUGUUCCCGUCUGCCGCGAAUCGCGCCGGAAACGGAAGAGUUUUGUAACCAUGGCGUCGCCUGAGAGUCCCCUCAAAUGCACUGCACAGAUGGUCACUACCUCCCCACAGGUCCCCAACCCAUCCCCUUCAUUUUCAGAUAGCACAGCCCAGCCUGUGGAGUCCUCCCUGGCCUUCCCGUGGACGUUCCCAUUCGGCAUCGAUAGGAGAUUCCACUCGGACAAGUCAAAGCUCCCAGAGAGCCCUCGGUGCCAAGAGCAGGCAGCAACAGUUACAUCUGAGGUGGCGGUUGGUCGGCGACUCAGUGACUUUUUGACGUGUGAAAGUUCCAAGGCAGUGUCACCACCUGUGCCGGCCGAGGAAGAAGAUGUGAGGGUGAAAGUUGAGCGCCUCAGUGACGAGGAGGUCCAGGAAGCAUCUUCCCACGCUGUCAGUGCCUCCCAAAGUUCACUCAGUGAUCAGCAGACGGUGCCAGGAAGUGAGCAGGUUCAGGAAGAUCUCCUCAUCAGUCCACAGUCAUCAUCCAUAGGAUCAAUGGAUGAGGGAGUGUCAGAGGGCUUGCCGUCAAUUCAGAGUGCCUCUAGUGCUGGAGGACAUGCCGAAGAUGAUGAAAGACUAGAAGGUAUUCAAUAUCCUUACCACCUCUACAUUGGCCCAUCAGCCCGCCCCGGGACCAAUGGCCCGGACAGACCCUUUCAGUGUCCAACCUGUGGAGUUCGAUUCACACGCAUUCAAAACCUCAAGCAGCACAUGCUCAUACACUCCGGCAUUAAGCCUUUCCAGUGUGACCGCUGUGGGAAAAAGUUCACACGGGCCUACUCCUUAAAGAUGCAUCGGCUGAAGCACGAAGGUAAACGCUGUUUCCGGUGCCAGAUUUGUAGUGCCACAUUCACGUCCUUCGGUGAAUAUAAGCACCACAUGAGGGUCUCCCGACACAUAAUCCGCAAGCCGCGGAUUUAUGAGUGCAAAACGUGCGGCGCCAUGUUCACCAACUCUGGCAAUUUAAUUGUACACCUGAGGAGUCUGAACCAUGAGGCAUCCGAACUAGCAAACUACUUCCAGAGCAGUGAUUUCCUCAUGCCCGACUACCUAAGCCAUGUGCAGGAGGAGGAGGAGGUGCUAGGAGUUCAAUAUGAAUUGGAAGAAUCCCAACAUCAGCCUGUCUAUGCGGGCAGUACCUCCACAUCCACUAGCAUUCCCGCCUCAUCCUCCUCAGUCCAGAUGCCUGUCAUCUCCCAGGUUUCCUCCUCUACCCAGAAUUGCGAGAGCUCACCUGGCUUCCUUUCACCCGAUUCCAUGGAUCCACUGGAAGCUCCGACCUCCUUCAAGAUGGAUGCUGGUGGCAGCGCCACCCUGGCAGAGGAGACCAAGAUGGACAACAUAGAAGGAGGCAGUUCACCCAAAGUGUUUGGCCAUGAGCGCCAUCGGAGGCAGAAUCCCCAGGGCAAGGAGUUGCCUUCUAUCACCAUUGAGUGAUUCAAGUCUUCUUCCUGCCUCUUUUCUGCUACUUUGUUGUCAUGUCACAUGGGAAGAUCUGUGGAAUACUGAUGCCAAAAGAGGUCAAGUGGACUUGUUCACACUUCAACAUCGCAGACACAAUCAUGGCAAGUUCUUUCAAGACAUUUGUUACUGGGUGAUGGUUUUCCACCAUUUUUUUUAAUAACAAAUUGAUAAGGGUUUGAAACUAAGGGUAUUCAUCCCAUUUGACAGGAAUGCACUGCCACUUGAGGUAUGUGAAAUUCUAGCCUUGUCCUUUUGGAAAGUGCCUAAGAAUAGAUGAGACGCACUUAAGUUUGCCCACAAUAAUAAAUCAAGGCUUUUAGAAACUGUUUUUUAAAAUAUAUAUAUUUAUUUAUUUAUUUUAAUUUCCUUUACCAUGAUCAUGUCACUUUGUAUGGGUACACACCAGUCAUUUUCACUCUUGUUGCAUCAGGCAGUUACAUGUCAAUAUUGUUUAUUGCAAUAUCUUCACACAAUAUGGCAACUGUUGUGGGGAAAAUGAUGUUAGGUGUGUGUACAUUUAUUUUCAAUAGAAUACAUGCAGCAUGUUUCAUUAAUAUGUUCAAAACUUCAAGUGACACAAUUACCCAUGAUUUUUCUACAGUUUUUUUUUUCCUGAUAAUCUGUUUUUGUAAGCCAACGCUAGUCCAAUAUCAAGUCAUCUUAAAUCUUAUUAGCACUGGCAAGUACAGAUCAACAUUUUCACUGUUUCACAAUUACACAGUUGUGGUCUGAAAUUGGGCAUUGCCUCACAUAUCCAUCUGUUGUAGCAAGAAAACCUCAGCUUUGAAAGCUACUAAUGACUUUAUCCUCUAUCACAUCUAUCAUUAUACAUUAUUAUAUUAUACAAUUGGGAGAAGAAUGGCAAAAGAGAACUCUUCUGUGUAA
Molecule: messenger RNA, 3327 nt
Organism: Syngnathus acus (greater pipefish)
Lineage: Eukaryota; Metazoa; Chordata; Actinopteri; Syngnathiformes; Syngnathidae
Gene: zbtb44
Product: zinc finger and BTB domain containing 44
Exons: 7
Coding region: 406-2415 (669 amino acids)
Biological process (GO): regulation of transcription by RNA polymerase II; positive regulation of gene expression
Molecular function (GO): protein binding; RNA polymerase II cis-regulatory region sequence-specific DNA binding; DNA-binding transcription factor activity, RNA polymerase II-specific
Source: RefSeq, a predicted model, not a curated record